This is a messenger RNA of Xylaria bambusicola, 885 nucleotides long. RefSeq lists its product as uncharacterized. The record is from RefSeq and is a predicted model, not a curated record. Gene Ontology annotation, molecular function: protein binding. Bases 1 to 885 code for a protein of 294 amino acids. Lineage: Eukaryota; Fungi; Ascomycota; Sordariomycetes; Xylariales; Xylariaceae. The transcript has a single exon.
AUGCCAAAGCCAGUCGCUUCCGAGGCUGAGGUGCCAAGCCACGUCACUGGCCACGACAACCCAGAUAGCCCAGACAAUAGAACCCAAGAACCUGAGAUGAAGGUCCAACACGAUAUCCGUGAUGGUGCUGCCGCCCAAUCCCCUUCACCUACGGCUGCAGAAAAAUCCACCGAUGACCUCGCGACGAGUGAAGCCGACGACUCUGAAGUGCCCAGCGAGGCUACAGGCAACGCGCCAGCCGAUUCUCCCAAGGAGGUAGUUACCGAAACAUCAAGCGCCCCUCCGCUUCCCAAGGAGCCUCUCCCUGACGAAUCUGCACAAGAUGAUGGCUGGGACUGCCAUUGGGACCCGACGCAGCAAGCCUGGUAUUUCCACAAUCACAUUACCAAUGAAUAUACCUGGGAGAACCCCCGAGUGCCCUCAGGACAGCAAGCAUCUACAGAGGCCAACACGCAACUUCAGACCCCUCCUGCUACUGCUGUUCCACCCUUGAAUGAACGCCCGCCAGCUGGUGGGUAUAAUCCUGCUAUCCACGGCGAUUACGACCCGAACGCCUGGUAUGCUAGGAACAAUGAAGAGGAUGCCGAUCACGAUGCUCCUGUAAUGGAUACUGCCACGGCUUAUGCCGCCAUCGGCUCCUUCAACCGGUUCACUGGCCGGUGGCAGAGUGACGAACAGAAUCCAGAACGUCACAAUGAUGAAGCCAAGUCUCGCCGGCAGAUGAAUGCAUUCUUUGAUGUCGAUGCUGCUGCAAACGCACAUGAUGGACGGAGCUUGAAAGCUGAGCGCUCUGGCAAGAAGCCUUCCAAAUCCGAACUCAAGCACUUCAAGGAAAAGCGUCGAGCCAAGAAGGAAGAAAAACGACGAGCGUGGCUCCGCGAUUAA